CGGGGUUGGGGAAGGUGGACGUCACAUUUUAGAUACAAAUACCUUAAUUUCUGAAACAUACAGUCUUUAGCGAGCAUGUACAUUUUUUCAUUGCUACAGGCCAAAUUCUGAGACGUAUUUGAAACGAUGAAAAGGCCUAAAAGUUUACUAGAUUUGCUGAAAAUGAAGAUGUAAACAAACUUCAGGAAUGUAGGAUAUGACGGACAUGCCGAACAGUGAUGCCAUUUCACAAUUAAAAAAACAGCAACAUAUAUUUCAUACAUAUCCCACCUUCUUGUGUGGACAAUGGACUCCCAACCAGGACCGCAGCCGGCUACGGUUCCGGCUACGACUGUAAUUGUAGUCGAACGGAACCGGGGAACCUCAUACCCCCCUUAUAUGCAGAGGGGGACAAAGAUGUUUGGCAUGGUCGUUCGGGCUGGAUGCAUAACAGUUUUCCUUAUACUUGGCGUCCUAUUCCUUCUGCUUGGAAUUUUACCGAUAGAGGCCAUCUUUUUAGGCGAUAUGUAUGCCAUACCGAUUCCAAUCUUGAUCUUUUUGUGGUCUUUGGGAGUCUUCCUGAUCUACUGUUACAUAAAGGCGAGGAGGAAAUCAUUGCGAGAGUUCAAUGCUCUUCCAGAUGACCACCCUGACCGUUUAAAGUACAGCAAUGUAUAUGUGCCCGGCUCUGCACCCGAGCAGUACCCAGUGACCAACGUCUACCACUUCCCCGCCAACGCACAAGGCCAAAGUGGCGGACAAGCUGCAGCAAUGGUGUCAGGGCAUACGUUACCCCCAGCUAAUCGACCGGGGCAGCAUGCAUCACCGCAGAGGAACCUUCCACGCUCAAAGGAGGACACACAUCCUCGAGGUUCUUUUCCAGUUCCACAAGGUCCCUCUGCUCCUCCAUUACAAGAGCUCGAGAGGAAAUUCAGCGAUGACCCACCGCCGUAUUCGGAAAUUUAAAAGGGUUUUAAAUGUCGUUAAUAAGCAUUAAUAAGCAUUUUGUGAUAUAUAUUUUUUUAUGACGGAUGAAAAUUAGCAUUAGCCCUAUGUAUACAAAGUGUGUUGGUUAUCUGUUUAUUCCAAACGAACUUUACUACAUCAAACAGUUAUUGUGAAAACUUAAAGCAAUGAAUAUAUUACCAAGAGCGAAAGAGAGAGAGAAGGAAAAUGAGUGAAAAUAAUGAAAUUCGUUUGAACAAUCCAACUCUUCAUUUCAACCUGUAUAUACCUUCCUCAAGUGAAAUUGGGGCGCGCCUUCAACUAACCAAGCGCCAAAGGCCAUUCUGCACCUCGUUCAGGUAUGAGUGAGCAUCGCGCCAACACAAACUUUUUCUUACAUGCACCGGGCAGUCAGUCCACAAUCAAAUUAAAGGUUCUAUCUGCCUGAAUGUUACCUCUAGCAAUGUUACUUUUCGCAUAAAUACAAGUAUUUGG
Messenger RNA from Penaeus indicus, 1419 nucleotides. RefSeq lists its product as uncharacterized. The transcript has 4 exons. Bases 286 to 945 code for a protein of 219 amino acids. NCBI's taxonomy places the organism in Eukaryota, Metazoa, Arthropoda, Malacostraca, Decapoda, Penaeidae. The record is from RefSeq and is a predicted model, not a curated record.